Colletotrichum karsti is the source of this 1680-nucleotide messenger RNA. RefSeq names its product rhodanese-like domain-containing protein. Gene Ontology annotation, biological process: positive regulation of G2/MI transition of meiotic cell cycle; positive regulation of G2/M transition of mitotic cell cycle; G2/M transition of mitotic cell cycle. Gene Ontology annotation, molecular function: protein tyrosine phosphatase activity. NCBI's taxonomy places the organism in Eukaryota, Fungi, Ascomycota, Sordariomycetes, Glomerellales, Glomerellaceae. Bases 1 to 1680 code for a protein of 559 amino acids. The transcript is spliced from 4 exons. The record is from RefSeq and is a predicted model, not a curated record. Gene Ontology annotation, cellular component: nucleus; cytoplasm.
AUGGAGACUUCACCCUUGGCGGCGAUGCACCGCCCUAUGGCCGUCCCUUCGUGGGGCAACAAGGAUCUCUUCCGUCCUCGUCCUCACUACACCGGCGGAAGCAGCCUGCGCGAACAGAUUCACCGGUCCAACGACUACUUCAGCAUUAAGGAUGUGCACGGCUCGUCUCCGGCUGCCAGCCUGGCUGCCGACCUCUCCCAGAACUUCCGUCUGGAUUGUGAAGCGAGUCCCAAGUUCCCCACGCCUCGUCGUGCCCUGUUCACUUCCAACAUGAUGGGUGACGGAGAGACCCGCGAAUAUGUCCUCACGACUCCUCCUCUGCCCGAGUCUUCGCCCGCUCCUCUCAACGAGAUGAUGGAUGUCUCGCCUCUUCCGCACAAGAUGCCGUUCAUGGCCCAGAUCGAGAUAACGUCACCGACGCCGGGAUCGACUCCUACCGGAGAGGACGACGAGAUGAUGUUGGAUUCGCCGGCCCCCAUUCCUCGGCAGGCGUCGUUGGAGCCACCCAAGCCACUGGGAGUUGAACGAAGAAAGCCGGGCCUGCGCCGUCCCUCCUUGACUCGAACCAAAGGAUAUUCCACUAGUGGCGUCCCCGGUCGAUCCAACACAGACAACCAGCUACCCACUUUCCGAUUUGGUGAGAACCGAUUGACACAUAUGAGCAGUGCUCUGUCCCUCGACGAAUGUUUCGAGACCACUUCUCCGCCUCAAGAACGUCGACCUCAGACAGCCAACAGCCCUACUCCCGCCGUGCCUGGUGCCAUUCGUUCUCGUCCUCAGUUCUCCAGCCUCUCCGGUAACCGCAGCAGUCCCUUUGGCAGCCAGCACAACCGCCGGCCCAACAAUCCCUUCAUGCGUCCCCGCAAGCAGUUCCGCCGCUCUCUGAGCAUGUUCGAACACCCCGGCGAUGUCGUCAAGUCCAAGUCAGAGGGCGGUGACUCGUCUCCCACGACUCCCGAAUCCCACCACGGCAUGGACGACGAGAUCCAAGAGCCUCUCCUGCCUCACUUCCUGGCCGACGACCCCACCGACACCAUCCCCCGGAUCACGAGAGAAACCAUGGUUGACCUCUUGGACGGAAAGUACAGUGACAAGUUCGACCAGAAGAUGGUCAUUGACUGCCGAUUCGAGUACGAGUAUGAGGGUGGCCACAUCGAUGGCGCCGUCAACUACAACAGCAAGGACCUCCUCGCCUCCCAACUGUUCCAGCAUCCCAUGCAGGGACGAACCAUUCUCAUCUUCCACUGCGAGUACUCAGCCCACCGCGCCCCGAUGAUGGCUCGCCACGUUCGCUCCGAGGACCGAACCGUGAACGCCGAGCACUACCCGCAUCUUACCUACCCUGACGUGUAUAUUCUCGAAGGAGGCUACAGCGCCUUCUUCAACGAGCACCGCUGCCGGUGCUACCCCCAAAACUACGUUGAGAUGUCCGACGAAGCCCACCAGCGCACCUGCGAACGCGAACUCGGCCGCCUCAAGAACCCCCGCAAGGGCUUCGGCAGGGCUCAGACGUUUGCCUUUGGCGAGCGCGAACCUUGCGUGGACCAGUCGCCCACCGCGCCCUCGAGACCUAGCCUUCUCAGACCCAGCAUCAGCUUCCGACAAGAUCCCAGCACCAUGAUCGGCAACUCUCCGAUCCUGGGCGAACGCUGCCAUGCAAGACGCAUGGCCUCUUACUAG